Molecule: messenger RNA, 1849 nt
Organism: Podarcis raffonei (Aeolian wall lizard)
Lineage: Eukaryota; Metazoa; Chordata; Lepidosauria; Squamata; Lacertidae
Gene: TLE5
Product: TLE family member 5, transcriptional modulator
Exons: 7
Coding region: 557-1180 (207 amino acids)
Biological process (GO): regulation of DNA-templated transcription; negative regulation of canonical Wnt signaling pathway
Cellular component (GO): transcription regulator complex; nucleus
Molecular function (GO): transcription corepressor activity; protein binding
Source: RefSeq, a predicted model, not a curated record
UGCUGGCGCUCAGCCGCAGGAGAGGAGAGGCGCCUCCGCAGCCGCCAUUAAACAAUAGCUGGGGGAAGGCGGAGCGGCGCGCACGGGUGUCCGUCUCCUUUUCGGCUGGGGCCAGGCCGGAGUCCGCGGGGAGGGUCGCAUCCGGAGCCGAGGGAGAGCGGGAGCAAGACCCAGAGCGAGAGGAGGAGCGAGAUCGGGAGUGGAAAGGAGCGCAGAGAGAGGAGCGCGCGUGUGCGUCUGCGCCCAAGCUCGCCAAACCUCGCCAAGGACGCAUCACCGGGGCCCUGCUUCCCAGGCGCAAAAAGCAAGGAGGCCGUGCGCCUCGCGAGGUUUUGGGGGUGUUUUUCUCCUCUUUUUCCUCCCCUUCUUCUUUCCCCCUCCGGAGCUGCCGCUUGCGGAGGAAGGAGCCGCCGGAUCAGCCCAGAAAAGCCAGGGGGAAAGGAAAGCGAGGGCGCGCUCUCCGGGCCUGUUUUGCGGACGCCUUUGGCGCAAGCGGGAGGAAGCGCGCUCCGCAUCCGCCGCCGCCGCCGCCCUGCGCUUCGGAUCGGGGCCUGACAUGAUGUUUCCUCAAAGCCGGCACUCGGGUUCAUCGCACUUGCCCCAGCAACUGAAGUUCACAACGUCAGAUUCCUGUGACCGGAUUAAGGAUGAAUUUCAGCUGCUGCAAGCUCAGUACCACAGCCUGAAGUUGGAAUGCGACAAGCUCGCCAGCGAAAAGUCUGAGAUGCAGCGCCACUACGUGAUGUACUACGAGAUGUCCUAUGGGCUCAAUAUUGAAAUGCACAAACAGGCCGAAAUUGUCAAGAGGUUAAACGGGAUCUGUGCUCAAGUGUUGCCCUAUCUUUCCCAAGAGCAUCAACAACAGGUCCUCGGAGCCAUCGAACGAGCCAAGCAAGUGACGGCGCCGGAACUCAACUCUAUCAUCCGGGUCCGUGGCGUUCCGUACGGGAACUGGGCGCAGCAGCUCCAGGCUCACCAACUCUCCCAGCUCCAAGCUCUCGCCUUGCCGUUGACCCCGCUGCCUGUGGGGCUGCAGCCCCCGUCGCUCCCGGCCGUCAGCGCCAGCACCGGCCUGCUGUCCCUGUCCGCCCUCGGCUCGCAAGCCCACCUCUCCAAGGAAGACAAGAACGGCCACGACGGGGACGCCCACCAGGACGACGACGGGGAGAAGUCGGAUUAGACCUGGUUUCGGCGGGGGGAAUCCGGGGGCGGCGGUGGCACAAAAGGGGAAAGCUCGAUAAAAGUUGCGGUAUCCACUCCGGCUAGCGCUUGGUGGAUCCGAUGGUGUUGUUUGGCGGGGGUGGGGCAGGGGGAGGAGUUUAGCCUGCCCCGCCCAUCUCUGCAGCAAUAACGUUUUUGGGUCCCCCCCCCUUUUUGGAAUUCCAGCCCCCCGUUGCCGGAGCAAUUUUACCCAGAGGCACAAUCCUGAUCACUCUACAAUGAAUUGAAGGUGAACACACCCCGAUUAAUUUUGAUUUUUCUGUGUGGGAAUGCUUGCAUCGGAACGCUAGCUUCCCUCGACAAAAUUGCCACCACCAGCUGCCAGCGGCUUGCCGGGAACUCUGUAUAUGCUCCAGGGCCACCCAUAACCGCUUCCUGUUCCUCACCUAGCAUGGCAGAAGUCCAAACAGGCUUUGUGCAGAAUGGAAGGGGAGAUCAUCCCUAGCCGCUUUAUGAGAGAGGCUGCUUUUUUGAGUUUUACAAAAUGGAGAACAACCGGUCCUGGCAGGUAGCAGGGGGGAAAUUAGGCCAUAGGUAGAAUUCGUCAUGGGUGGCUAAAUGCUUUGCAGUAGAUUGGUGAAAGUUUCCGAGUCCUGGUUGUCCAACAACGAAAAGGACCCUCCAAAAA